This is a messenger RNA of Cataglyphis hispanica, 591 nucleotides long. RefSeq lists its product as uncharacterized. Lineage: Eukaryota; Metazoa; Arthropoda; Insecta; Hymenoptera; Formicidae. The transcript has a single exon. The coding region runs from base 1 to 591 and encodes 196 amino acids. The record is from RefSeq and is a predicted model, not a curated record.
AUGAAUACCUCAUCUUGGGAGAAGCAAGUUACUAAUAUGACAAACAGAAUCCAUUCUGCUCUAUAUCAAUUAAAACUUUGCAGGCACCUAUUACCGGAAGCUCUCAAAUCUAAGCUCGUCAUUUCACUUAUCUACCCACAUGUUGAUUAUUGCUGUGUGGCUUACACGGACAUGACAACCGAGCAAAGUCUGAGACUUCAUAGAGCGGUGAAUGCUUACGUCAGAUUCAUCUUCAACGUAAGGACUGAUGAGCACAUUACACCUUAUUAUGUAAGGCUACGAUGGCUCAAGGUUAAUGCUAGAAGAGCUUACUUUGUGGGAUGCCUGUUGUAUAAGAUAUUGGAAACUAAACAACCAAGUCUUCUGCACUCCAAUUUCAACUGUAGGAUUGCAACAUCCGACCGUGCCACUAGGGCUCCGAGGGAUGGGCUAUUUCUGCCACUAUGUAGAACUGAAUUAUUUAAACGGUCUUUUAGACUUACGUCGGCUAGGUUUUGGAAUGGUCUCCCUCAGUCUAUUAGGAGUGCGGCGACACUGGCGGAUUUUAAACAAAAGUUAUAUUCGCGGUUGCUAGUCUGUGCCUAUCCAUGA